CGUCAAAAACACAUUAAAAAUGCUUUAUAAAUAAGACACAGUAUUAUGUGAGAUAUUAAAAAAUAAACAAAACCAUUAAUUCCAUAAAAUCCAUCAAAAUGUAAAUGAAACCAGAAUCGUGUAGUCCAACACUGACGAGAUUUAACCUAUAAUAAUGCAUUAAGCAAAAGCAAAUAUUUGCGGAACAGCUGUUGAAUAAUUUGCAUAAAUCAACGUUGGAACAACACUUUGGGCUCUAGUUCUGUAGGGCUGCCCGUUGAAAAUUAAUUAUUAAUGCAUCUGCUGGGAAGGAUAUACACGGCUGUCCUUGGCAGCAAGUGCAGCAACAGUGAGUGACAGGCGGCAAUCACAAAAGACUUGCAGCAACAGCAGUUGCAACAACAUCAACCAUGGCCAGUGGCAACAAUGAAACUGCGCCGCUCUACUGUGGCAGCGGCAUGGAUAAUUUCCACACAAGCUACAAAAACAUGCAUGGCUAUGUUUCGCUGGUGGUCUGCAUCCUGGGCACCAUUGCGAAUACCCUAAAUAUUAUUGUGCUAACGCGACGGGAGAUGCGUUCCCCGACGAAUGCCAUUCUCACGGGUCUGGCGGUGGCCGAUCUGGCAGUUAUGCUGGAGUAUAUACCCUAUACCAUACACGACUACAUCCUAACGGAUAGUUUGCCGCGAGAGGAGAAGCUCAGCUACAGUUGGGCUUGCUUUAUCAAGUUCCAUUCGAUUUUUGCCCAGGUCCUGCAUACCAUAUCGAUAUGGCUAACCGUAACCCUGGCCGUUUGGCGUUACAUAGCUGUGGGCUAUCCCCAGAAGAAUCGCGUUUGGUGUGGCAUGAGAACCACUAUAAUAACGAUAACCACAGCUUAUGUUGUAUGUGUCUUGGUGGUAUCCCCUUCACUUUAUUUGAUCACGGCUAUUACGGAAUAUGUCGAUCAGUUGGACAUGAAUGGCAAGGUGAUAAACUCGAUUCCCAUGACCCAGUAUGUAAUUGAUUACCGUAUCGAGAUAAUGAGUGCUAAGGCGGCUGCUUUAAAUGCCACGCCUCCUAGUAUUGCACCGCUGAAUGAAACUAUGUGGAUGAAUGUGAGUUCCUUGAUAACGUCGACCACCACUUCGGCACCACCCACUCCAUCGCCAGUGGUGCGAAAUGUGACGGUCUAUCGGCUGUACCACAGUGAUUUGGCGCUGCACAAUGCCUCACUGCAAAAUGCCACAUUUCUUAUAUACAGUGUUGUGAUCAAGCUGAUCCCGUGCAUAGCACUUACCAUACUGUCGGUUCGGCUGAUCAUGGCAUUAUUGGAGGCGAAGCGGCGCAGAAAGAAACUGACCAGCAAACCCAUUGCUCCGGCAGCCAGUAAUGGUACCAAAUCGAUGAUCAACGGAAAAGCCGCCGAUAGACCGAGGAAAAAUAGUAAAACCUUGGAGAAGGAGAAGCAGACGGAUCGUACUACUCGGAUGUUGCUGGCGGUGCUGCUGCUUUUUCUGAUCACCGAAUUUCCACAGGGGAUUAUGGGUCUGCUGAAUGCCGUACUCGGAGAUGUCUUCUAUCUGCAGUGCUACUUAAGACUGAGUGACCUCAUGGACAUUCUGGCCCUGAUCAACUCCAGCAUCAACUUCAUUCUGUACUGCUCGAUGAGCAAACAAUUCCGGACAACGUUCACGCUGCUAUUUCGUCCCAAAUUCCUGGACAAAUGGCUGCCGGUGGCGCAGGACGAGAUGGCAGCAGCUCGAGCCGAACGCUCGGCGGUGGCACCUGUCCUCGAAAAAGGACGACAACAGAGCCAGGUGGUGACGGCCGCCACGACCACCAAUAUCACACAGGUGACGAAUCUGUAGCACAGGAGGAGGAGUCGUGGUGGCCGCACCCUGCUCAGCUGCCUGCUGAGUGUCCUGAAACGCAGCAGAAGGGAGUCCUCCGGCGGAAGAGGAGGAGGAGGAGGUCCUGUGGCCGGAAACGGGGCAGUGGAGCCUGAGGCGGAUCCCCUGGCCCUGCAGUUCCAGGCCGUUGUUGUUGUCGUGGACAAGGUGAGCGGGGCCACGGAUCAUCAGCUGUAUACCGCAGAACCAUCUCGAAUUGUGACGUAGUGUCACCCAGAUGAUAUAUAUUAUACGCUUAGUUACCCUUGUAAAAAGUGAACUAGUUGUAUAAGAGUCCCCAGCUAAGCUCGAGUUAUUUGCAUACUUUGGUGAGAAAUCGUAAAAGCCGCAUGGUAAUAGCAAUAAAACGCUUGCACAUCACUCAUACGCACCAUUGGAUUCGGCUAUAUUCCCUCUUCACACUCAAGUGGAAGCUGUAAAAAUACUGUGCAUGAAUUCGCAAAUAAAACUUACAGCUGGGAUCAAAAUAUUAGUACUACUACCUUCGCUUUAAAAAUGUUUCAAAUUUUUGAAAUACUUUAAUUUUGUACUUACCUUAAAUGCUAUUAUAUUACUCCAAAGAGACCUUAUUUUGUUUAAAUGGAAAACGUAUUAUUUUUCUUUUUAUCAAACAUACUUCUUAUUUUAUAUUUGGAUAAAGUUUAAAUUUGUAUGUUAAACCCCUAAAAACUAUCUGCACAGCUAUUAUUUUGAACACAGCUGUACAGCUUUUCUACAUCAAUCAAAUCAAAAAUGGUAAGCUCUUGCAUCUUUUUCAUUUUGAUCCCAAGCGCUUUCAUGUUGAUUUCAUUCGCAUAAAGUAUGCAAUAAACGUGCUCACUCAAAACUACGAAUUUUUGGCAUCGAUUUAAGGAGUAUAUAUUUGCAAGAUGUUGUAAAUACAUAAAAUAUAGACACACAUUUAUGUCCGUAUGUUUAUUAAUGGCAAAUUAGACUUAAUUGUACGCAAGAAUGUCUUAGAAAUAUUUUUAUAAACUUAGUUGAAACGAUUUUGAUGCAACCAUUGGAAAAAUAAAUGGCAGUUGCAGUGAAAUGCGUUAGUUAAAUAAAAUAUUUUGUAAAUUCUUUUAUACGAAAUCGGAUUUUGGGCUGUGAAUGAAAUUAUGAUUUUCCUUAAACUCGUUUGGGAAUUCUCUCACGUUUCAUGGGUUUUUUCUGAAUUUAUUGGAAAUAAUUUAAAGGCAGUCACUGCAUCUGACCGAAUAAUCCAAUGAAACAAUGCAUAAAUAUUUGCAAACCUUUCCUCUCUUGGGAAAAUUGCAAUUGAAAUCGCUUAAGCCCCUCGACAAAUGACAAAUGGCCAGCGAACGCAUAAAUUAUGAUGAUUGAAGUAUUUGCAAUUGAGCCCCGACAAAUAUUUUCAAUCUCGUUAAUAAUGAACACAUAAAUCAACCACACACGACCUAAAAAUAAGUACAUGUGAAUACACAAAAAAUAAAUGUAAUUAUGUGUUGCUUUUACAACGAUUAAAUUAGCUACUAAAUUGAAGAAAAUUACUCUAAAUCCUAUAUAUUUAAUUAUAAAGUUGCCACUUUGCUUACUGAAAGUAAGCGUAAAUAAUAGAUUAAUUGUUGUUUGUUAUACCCAUUUAAAUUGACGGAUAAGUGUGAUUUAAACUACUCAAUUAACGAAUUGAGGGCCACAAAAAAAGGUUUAUGAAAGCGUAAUUAAGUUUUUAUAUAGCUAAUGAAAAAAGGUUUAAAUCGAAUUGAACAGCUCACUGAUUGGUAUUUAAAUUUAAGCAAAAGGCUAAAAACACAUAAUAAAAUUGAAUU
Messenger RNA from Drosophila suzukii, 3646 nucleotides. RefSeq names its product Myosuppressin receptor 1 (gene MsR1). Gene Ontology annotation, molecular function: G protein-coupled peptide receptor activity. Gene Ontology annotation, biological process: G protein-coupled receptor signaling pathway. NCBI's taxonomy places the organism in Eukaryota, Metazoa, Arthropoda, Insecta, Diptera, Drosophilidae. Gene Ontology annotation, cellular component: plasma membrane. The record is from RefSeq and is a predicted model, not a curated record.